AUCCGCCGUCCCAGCCACCCAGGAACCAAGCACGCGGCGCGUGGACAUAGUGCGAUGGGAGACAAGGUCGUGAGCACGUUGAAGCAGUAUGACGGCAUGAUCAACGAGAUGGGGGCGUAUCCUGCCAAGCCCAUCAUCAACACCCUCACGAUGCUGGCAGAGGACCUUACGAUGGCCAAACACAUUGCACCUUUUCUCGUCAAGAAGCUCAACGUCGUAGGCCCUCCAUAUCGCCUUCCCAUCCUGUACCUCAUGGACUCGAUCAUUAAGAAUGUCGGCGGUCCAUAUGCGUACCUCUUCAGCCAGACGCUGGCGCCGGUGUACGUUGAUUCAGUGCGGCAGGUGAACGCGACCGACCUGAACCGGUUCAAUCACGUGCUGAAGACAUGGGAGACAGCGCGACUUCUUCCACCGGCUGUCCUUAUGCAGAUGCGUGCAGCCGCCGAUUCGGCGCUGCGUGUGGCGCAGCCGUCGGAUCAGCCGACGAGUUUCGCAUCACGAGGAGGGGGUCCGGUGGGUCCAUCGUCCCGCAUCGGCGUCCCGCCCCGUCCUUCCUCGUUGUCCGAUGCCCACUUGGAACUGCAGAUGCGACGUCUCUUGACCCAGCUUCAGACCGAGGACGGUGUGCAUCCUGCCAAGCAGCUCAGCCUCGAAGAAGUCCGCGCGCAAAACCCCGACUUGUAUGCGACGUUAAAGCUCAACGUCGUCGAUGAAGUUGCCGCUCCCCAUCAUGCGGCUCCUCCCCCCGUACUAGGCCAUCCGCCAGUGUAUCCACAACAAGCGCCUUAUAAACGAAGUCCCCCGCGGCAGUUGCCUCCACACCACCACCAUCCGUACCCCAACGAUCGAUCCAGUCAUGACGGGGGACUGCUCCCCCUACCUCCGUCGGUCGGCCAUCGAGGACAAGGAAUUCCACCGCCGCCGCAUCAUUUCCCCCUUCCUCCUCAAGGCAGCGCCCCCCCUCCCCCGUCCUCUCGACGAUGGUCGCCGCCCCAUCACCACCACCACCCCAUGCAGCAACCCCAUCAUCAUCGGGCACCAGGGGGGCAGCCGCAGGCGACGCCCACUGGCCAAGACGUGAUGAACUUGCUCAAGAAGAUCAACGCCAUGUCCGCGCCUCCAUCUUCUUCUUCUUCGUCGUCGUCGCGGCGAUACCAACACCAGGUGACGUCGGCGACGUUGGGCCGCCCGCUGACCUGUGCGGACGUGGCCGUCAACAAGAAGCGGAUAGGAGACAACGUGUACCGGCUCUACGACGCGCUUCCCCACGUGUCGACCAGCAGCGGCCUUCGCUUUAAGGACCAAGCCCAACUGUCGGUACACAUGGAUUUUCUAUUUCAUUACAAUCGCGCGCUGCGAGAACGCACCAAGGGCGGCAUCUCUCGCUCGUGGUACCCCAACGAAGCACAAUGGACGACGGACUUUUGCGCCGUGUCCAACUCCAAGGAAGAAACCAGCGCUGGGUUUGUCCAGCUCGAAGACAAGCUCACUGUCCCUGGUACAGUUCGGAAUAAAUGAUUCAUCUAUCUUGGUCUCUGAUGUCUUUUGAAUCGAGUUAGAUUUUGACAAGGACGCGUUGAAUGCUUCGCGGGUGCCCGUGGACGGCUCGAUCACGAAAUGUCGGAUUUGCGGUGAACCGUUCACAAAGUGCUGGGACGAAGACGAAGAAGAGUGGAUGUACCAGAACGCCGUGGUCGGGUCCAUCGAGUCGACCGACGUCGUGCCCAAGCAGACCAUUUUCCACAAGUAUUGCUACGACAGCGCUGUGGCGUCGUCCAAAUCCAAGGUGAUCCUUCCAUCGCAGUUGGCGCCCGGCAGUCCCGUGGUCGUUGGAUCCAAGCGCCCCAUGUCGGAGGUGGAGGAGGAUGCUACGUGGAGAGGUGAAACGGGUAGAGUCGACGAUGACAAGGACGAGCAGCAGGACAUUAAUAAACGACUAAAGCUUACCCACGCAGACGAGACUGGUGGCGUGUUGUAGGAGUCGUCUAGGGUUGUAGGGCUCGUAAUGCAUGCUUUAUCUCUUUUGUUUUGCCUUUCUCAGGUAUAUGCUCGCAUACAUACGCCUAGUGUACAGUACAGUGUACGUACAGUACUACCUCGACGGAAGCACAGGACUACAGUACAGAAUUCCCCCCUCGAUCAAGUGCAUGCUUUUCG
This is a messenger RNA of Aphanomyces astaci, 2157 nucleotides long. RefSeq lists its product as hypothetical. Gene Ontology annotation, biological process: termination of RNA polymerase II transcription. Lineage: Eukaryota; Oomycota; Saprolegniomycetes; Saprolegniales; Verrucalvaceae. The transcript is spliced from 5 exons. Gene Ontology annotation, molecular function: mRNA binding; RNA polymerase II complex binding. Gene Ontology annotation, cellular component: mRNA cleavage factor complex; cytoplasm. Bases 55 to 1518 code for a protein of 487 amino acids. The record is from RefSeq and is a predicted model, not a curated record.